CCCGGAACCGGCCUUGGAGCUGCAGCGGAACUCUGAGCUGCUUACCCUCCCGCCCCAUGGAGCGGCCCCCGGGGCUGCGGCCGGGCGCGGGCGGGCCCUGGGAGAUGCGAGAGCGGCUUGGCACCGGCGGGUUCGGAAUUGUCUGUCUGUACCAGCACCGGGAUCUUGAUCUCAAAAUAGCUAUUAAGUCUUGCCGCCUAGAGCUAAGUCCCAAAAACAGGGAACGGUGGUGCCACGAAAUCCAGAUUAUGAAGAAGUUGAACCAUGCCAAUGUUGUAAAGGCCUGUGAUGUUCCUGAGGAACUGAAUUUUUUAAUUAAUGAUGUGCCUCUUCUAGCAAUGGAAUACUGUUCUGGAGGAGAUCUCCGGAAGCUACUCAACAAACCAGAAAAUUGUUGUGGACUUAAAGAAAGCCAGAUACUUUCUUUACUAAGUGAUAUAGGGUCUGGGAUUCGAUAUUUGCAUGAAAAUAAAAUUAUACAUCGAGACCUAAAACCUGAAAAUAUAGUUCUUCAGGAUGUUGGUGGAAAGAUAAUGCACAAAAUAAUUGAUCUAGGAUAUGCUAAAGAUGUUGAACAAGGAAGUCUCUGUACAUCUUUUGUAGGAACACUGCAAUAUCUGGCCCCAGAACUCUUUGAGAAUAAGCCUUAUACAGCCACUGUUGAUUAUUGGAGUUUUGGGACAAUGGUGUUUGAAUGUAUUGCUGGGUAUAGGCCUUUUUUGCAUCAUCUGCAGCCAUUUACCUGGCAUGAAAAAAUUAAGAAGAAGGACCCAAAAUGUAUAUUUGCAUGUGAAGAGAUGACAGGAGAAGUUCGGUUUAGUAGCCAUUUACCUCAGCCAAACAGCCUUUGUAGUUUGAUAGUAGAGCCUAUGGAAAACUGGCUGCAGUUGAUGUUGAAUUGGGAUCCACAGCAGAGAGGGGGACCUGUUGACCUCACUUUAAACCAACCAAGAUGUUUUGUAUUAAUGGAUCACAUUCUGAAUUUGAAGAUAGUACACAUCCUAAAUAUGACUUCUGCGAAGAUAAUUUCUUUUCUGUUACCACCUGAUGAAAGUCUUCAUUCACUGCAGUCUCGUAUCGAGCGUGAAACUGGAAUAAAUACAGGUUCUCAAGAACUUCUCUCAGAGACAGGAAUUUCUCUGGAUCCUCGGAAACCAGCUUCUCAAUGUGUUCUAGAUGGAGUUAGAGGCUGUGAUAGCUAUAUGGUUUAUUUGUUUGAUAAGAGCAAGACUGUAUAUGAAGGGCCAUUUGCUUCUAGAAGUUUGUCUGAUUGUGUAAAUUAUAUUGUACAAGACAGCAAAAUACAGCUUCCAAUUGUUCAGCUACGUAAAGUAUGGGCUGAAGCAGUACAUUAUGUGUCUGGGUUAAAAGAAGACUACAGCAGGCUCUUCCAGGGACAACGAGCAGCAAUGUUAAGUCUUCUUAGGUAUAAUGCCAACUUGACAAAAAUGAAGAACACUUUGAUUUCAGCAUCACAGCAACUGAAAGCUAAAUUGGAAUUUUUUCACAAAAGCAUUCAGCUUGACCUGGAGAGAUACAGUGAGCAGAUGACUUAUGGUAUAUCUUCAGAAAAAAUGCUAAAAGCUUGGAAAGAAAUGGAAGAAAAGGCCAUCCACUAUGCUGAGGUUGGUGUCAUUGGAUACCUUGAAGAUCAGAUUAUGUCUUUGCACACUGAAAUCAUGGAGCUACAGAAGAGCCCCUAUGGGAGACGGCAGGGGGACUUGAUGGAAUCUCUGGAACAGCGUGCUAUUGAUCUUUAUAAGCAGUUAAAGCACAGACCUUCAGGUAAAAAGUCAGUCCUCACGUUGUCAACGUUUGACACCAGAAUGGAGCCCUACUUGGGAGUGGUGUCAGAUGGGUACACACACUCCUGGGUUCCUGUGCUCCAGUGCAUCCAGGUCCCUGGCAGUCCUAGUUCUAAAGUGAUCAGAAGAGGACUGAAGAUUAGGAGCAGCAGGACACAGAGUUCUGCCCGGUCCCUUGUAGGAUCCAGUCUAGAAGGUGCAGUAACUCCUCAGGCAUCAGCAUGGCUGCCUCCAACUUUAGCAGAACGUGAACAUCCUCUGUCAUGCGUGGUAACUCCUCAAGAUGGGGAGAGUUUAGCACAAAUGAUAGAAGAAAAUUUGAACUGUCUUGGCCGUUUAAGUACUAUUAUUCGUGAAGCAAAUGAGGAACAGGGCAGUAGCAUGAUGAAUCUUGAUUGGAGUUGGUUAACUGAAUGACUUGCCACUUGUUCACUGUCCUCAAACCUGUGGAAUUUGUUGCUGCCAAUGUUGGAAAUUUGUUUUUCCUCCAUGAAACCAUUCUUCACAUACCAGUCAGCAGAAGAAAUGGCUAUACUCAGAAACUACACGUGGCUUUACUCUUGACUUUGAGUAAUUUUAACCCUCAAACAGGAUUUUAUGAAAAGUCAG
Octodon degus (degu) is the source of this 2414-nucleotide messenger RNA. RefSeq names its product conserved helix-loop-helix ubiquitous kinase (gene Chuk). The record is from RefSeq and is a predicted model, not a curated record. The transcript is spliced from 20 exons. Gene Ontology annotation, cellular component: cytoplasm; IkappaB kinase complex. Gene Ontology annotation, biological process: positive regulation of transcription by RNA polymerase II; peptidyl-serine phosphorylation; tumor necrosis factor-mediated signaling pathway. The coding region runs from base 57 to 2222 and encodes 721 amino acids. Gene Ontology annotation, molecular function: ATP binding; IkappaB kinase activity. Lineage: Eukaryota; Metazoa; Chordata; Mammalia; Rodentia; Octodontidae.